AUGGAGGGUAUAUUAUGGAAGUGGACAAAUUAUUGGAAUGGUUGGCAAACAAGAUGGUUUAUUUUGGAUAAUGGAGUAUUAUCAUAUUACAAAUCACAAGAUGAAGCCAGUCAAGGAUGUAAAGGCUCAGUGAAAGUUUCAGUUUGCCAAAUAAAUGUGAGUAACAUAGACAACACUAGAAUGGAUUUAGUUAUUCCUGGUCAGCAACAUAUGUAUUUGAGAGCACCCUCUCCACAAGAUCGACAAAAAUGGCUUGUAGCAUUAGGUAGUGCCAAAGCAUGCCUAGAGUCAAUUGCUGAUGCUAAAGUUAUUGGAUUUGAAGAUGCAUUAAGUGAGAAGAAAUCAGAACUGCACCUCUAUUGUGAUUUACUUAUGCAACAAGUUCACGCUGUUAAAAGUGCUGCUAACAAUGACUCCGAGCCUGAUGUUGAGAAAAUUAAUGAAGCUUCAAGCUUGUUAAAGUCUACUUGUGAUACUUUUAUUCGCACUCUUGAAGACAUUAUGAAAUUAACUACAAGUGCCACAGGAAAUGUAACACCAUUUGAAAUGCCUGUUCCAAAUGCCUCUAAACAGUUGGCAGCAAAAAACUGUAAGGCAAACUUUUCUCGCUCCCUGUCCCAAGAAAACAGGUGA
Leptosia nina is the source of this 633-nucleotide messenger RNA. The record is from the annotation of a GenBank genome assembly. Lineage: Eukaryota; Metazoa; Arthropoda; Insecta; Lepidoptera; Pieridae.